CCAAUUCAAAGGGAAAGGAGGACAGAGACGGGUGGAGAAAUGCUAUAUAUAUAUAUAUGUUGCUUCUCAUUCUCUAAUGACACCGUUUGAAAAGCCCUACCGGAAAAAUACUUUCCCCCAAAAGACGCGGAAAAACACACAAACAUCCAGAAAAGAAACGUCCGCCUUCACUUUUUAAAAAGAGACUGGACCGACCUCCAUGGGAUUGAGAGCCGGGCGUUUUUAGCGCUUUGGCAUCUUUAGAGAGCCGGAGCCGGUCGGACAUCGCCUUCAGGUUCUUUCCUGCGAAAAGCCUCCAGUCGUCUGGUCAAGGGGCAUCCUUCAACAAGAAUCAUUGAAAAUCCUCCCCGUGUCCUGCUCCAGCGGACUGAGGCCUCCUUCGAAGGCACUCCGGCGCAUCGCCUCCGCAGCGGAGCGAGGCGAGCGGCAAGGCCAUCAGGGCUCGCAGGGCGUGGAGCGGAGCGCGCCACAGGUAGUGAGCCCAAGCAGCCCGAAGAGCAUGCAGGAGCUCUCGCUGGAGGUCACCCCGGUCGAUUCCGAGGCGGAGCUGCAGUUCCAAGCAGAGGAGGUGGAGAUCGUGGUGGGCCCCACCCAGCACGCUGUUCUGCCGUUGUCCUUCGAGAACGUUUGGAUCGACGAGCAGCACUUGGCUGUGCAAAGCCGCUCCAGCCAUCUCUCAGUCUCAGACGUGCUGCGCUUGAAGGCGCAGGACCGGCCCCAGCUGCAGGUGCGCUCCUUUGGCUCCUUGUUGCACAGCUGCCAGACGGAAGCACCUUGCAGGCCGUGCAUGUUCGAGCGUGUGCCCGGCCGCUGCAAGAAGGCUUGGCUGUGUGACUUCUGCCACCUCCAUGCGGGCCGAAAGAAGAAGGGCGAACCUUCGACGGAUCCGAAGGAGCCGGCACGCUCCAGCACCCUGGACUUCGAGUGGGACACCGAGAGCCGGGAGCAACUGGGGGAUCACAUGGCGCAUCAGUUGCAGCAGAUCCAGCAACUUCAGCUGCAGCAGAUGUCCCGCAUGUCGCAGUACGACCUUCAGCAGCAGCAGCAGCUGCUCCAGUUUCAGCAGUAUCAGAGGGCUUUGCAGGCGCAGCAGACGCUGGAGGCUCCCGCUAUGAAGCAGAUGCGUGCGCAGAGU
This is a messenger RNA of Durusdinium trenchii, 1135 nucleotides long. The record is from the annotation of a GenBank genome assembly. NCBI's taxonomy places the organism in Eukaryota, Dinophyceae, Suessiales, Symbiodiniaceae.